AUGGGCAGCACGGAUGUCUUUCAUGAUGCCUCUCCCCAUUUCGACCAGUUCAUCAACCCGUACCAAUCGACAAUUGUCGCAAUGUUUUUUGGGCAUACCCACAUGGAUCAAUUCGAGAUCAGCUGGUCAGACUACCAGGCGCAGACAACUGAAAAUGGGGCAUCGGUCUCCUAUAUCGCACCGUCGGUGUCGCCGCUGUCCGGUAUUCCAGCAUUCCGGAUCUACACGGUACACCCGAUCACAUUCGGCGUGCUGGAUAUUGAAAUAUACAGUGCUGAUAUCGAUGCGGAGGACUUUCACCUCCGGCCGCUGUGGCGCAGGACCGCGUCCAUCCGAGAGGAGUACGGAGGCGUUAACGUCACACGGGUCUUGGAAACAAACUAUACGGCGUUUGACUCCUACUGGCCGAAGAAUUUGGCGCCUUUCACCUUUUCCUUCAAGGAGCGAACACUGGCGUUGACUUUGGACUCGCUCGAGGACGCAAUUUGA
This is a messenger RNA of Aspergillus aculeatus ATCC 16872, 489 nucleotides long. RefSeq lists its product as uncharacterized. The record is from RefSeq and is a predicted model, not a curated record. NCBI's taxonomy places the organism in Eukaryota, Fungi, Ascomycota, Eurotiomycetes, Eurotiales, Aspergillaceae. The transcript has 4 exons. Bases 1 to 489 code for a protein of 162 amino acids.